CGGUUAAAGCAGUCGUCGUUCAGCUGUAGCCAGUCGAUGUGCAGCUUUGCAAUCUGAGGGCUUCGUUGCUGUGUUAUUUCUUUCUUCAAAACUUCCACACUCUCCUCGUGACAAAGUCAAAUCAUCACAAUAAUAACACACGAGAACAAGUCGCUUGUCAACAGGCUCUUCAUCGGCCCGUUACUACAUUCGCAGCGAAAGAUUUAUUGAGAAAUUCACUGAGAAGGAACCACAAAACAGCCGAAUUGAACCCAAACUAGACGAACCCGUCAGGACAAACUGGAGGACCGGCUUCUCCAAUUCUCCAUGCUUUACAAUCGACGAGAACAUUGGGCCGAAGGUGCAGGACUGUCUGCCGACAAAUUUGGACCGUCCGAUCUGCAUUUUGGAACGCAUGGUGGUCUGCCGACCAUCGAUCUAACCGGCGGUCACCUGUUUGGAGACUUCCAAGACACCUGGUCGCCGGCGUUCGUCGAUUCGUGGACGCCAACUUCAUCCGAAUUCUCCGUUUCACCCACAUUUUCAAAUCACUGGGAUCUCACCUUAACAGUUCACGAGUUGGCAUCCCAAACACCAGAGGGGCUACGAGACGUGACGUCCGAGCCUUCACCUGUUCAAGAAAUGAUGCUCAUUCAGACCCAGAGCCGAGUGGAUCUUUGCGGAUUAGUCGGACGGAAUUUGGAGCUGCAGCAGCAGCAGCAGCCAAUUCAUCAGGGCGGUAUUAUGACUGCGGCGGCGUUUCCUCCAUCCGAUUGGACCGUGGAGCCCGUCAGAAUGGGACACCCGCCCAGCAGCAUCCAGUCAUCUUACGCGCCGACAGUCAUGUCUUCGCCCUCGCUGGCCUCAGUCCACCAGAGCAGCUUCGACGACUCGGAGAGCGCCAGUCUGCAGGAAUGCUUCGAUGCGGCCAGCGAUUUAUUCAUUAUGAACCACACGGAAGGCACGAGUAAUAAUACCAAUCAUUCGGAAAGCGGCCUGCCCAUGGAUGUCGAAGACGCUAGCGAGUUGCUGACGGACGCCGCCGAAGCCCUGGCUGCUGCGGCCAUUUCCAUGCCUCAUUUCCACGACACUUACACGUCAGCCAGCUUCUCGCAACCGUCGUCGUUCCAGCAGAAAGAAACUGUCGGCAGCAAUGUUGCUGGACAUAACCAGCAGCAGCACAGUGUCGGGUUGGGGAUGACAGCCUUCCAGGCGGCUGUACAUUCGGUCCAGGCCCUGCGCCACAGACAACCAGGGCCAUCUAGUAGCAGCAGUCCGCUCAUGGCGGAAGAUUCCGGCCGAAAGCGACAAGGAUUCGGCUCGGCGGCUCACGGCUCACGUCACGGGGAACCUUCGUUCCGUAGCGGAGGAUACUCGCCGUAUCCGACAGUUUUGUCUGCUGGAUCUCGGCUUCCGGUAGUCCACAACAACAACAACCUGCAGGCGAACACUCCAGUAGCUUCGACUUCCUUCGCCGUUCCAUCCACGAGCUUCGAGCGAUCCGUUCCGGCGGUAGACAAGUGCAGCAGCAGUCAAGGCGUUUCGGCUGGGCGAUCUGAUUCAUCGGCGUCUCGAUCUAAAUCUCCGUCGCAGUUGUGCGCCGUUUGCGGCGACAAUGCCGCCUGUCAACACUACGGCGUCCGCACUUGCGAAGGCUGCAAAGGAUUCUUCAAGCGAACAGUACAAAAAGGCUCCAAGUACGUCUGCCUGGCCGAUCGGAGUUGUCCGGUCGACAAGAGACGUCGCAAUCGCUGCCAGUUCUGUCGCUUCCAGAAAUGCCUCUCUGUCGGCAUGGUCAAAGAGGUCGUGAGAACAGAUUCUUUGAAAGGACGACGAGGAAGAUUGCCAUCGAAACCGAAAUGUUCGCAAGAGGCAUCCAAUUCGCCACCCGUUUCUCUGAUUACGUCACUUGUUCGAGCUCAUCUGGAUACGUCGCCUGAAAUAGCCAACUAUGACUACUCGAUGUACGUGGAACAGAACGGAAAUGAAAGCAACCACCACGCGUCUGCUCAUUCGACGGAAGUUCAAGCUGAUCAUGUUCACCAGUUUUUCGCCCUGCUGACAUCUUGCAUCGACGUCAUCAAGGUGUGGGCGGAAAAGAUUCCUGGAUUCUCGGAGCUCUGCAAAGAAGAUCAGGAUCUCCUGAUUCAAUCAGCCUGUCUGGAAAUCUUUGUCAUCCGGUUCGCUUACAGGAUCCGACCCGAGGACGAGAAAUUUAUUUUUGACAACGGGGUGGUGUUGCAUUCGUCGCAGUGUAAGCCAAGCUUCGGACCGUGGCAUGGAGCCAUCAUCGAGUUUGCUCAUUCACUCCAUUCAAUGGAUAUCGAUCUGUCCGCAUUCGCUUGCUUGGUCGCCCUCACUCUGAUCACCGAGAGACACGGUUUGCGUGAUCCGCAAAAGGUGGAACUGCUCCAAAUGAAAAUUAUUUCUUCGCUGAGAGAUCACGUGACUUACAACCCGGAAGCCCAGCGGAAGCCCCACUAUUUCUCUCGCUUGUUGAGCAAGCUGCCAGAACUGCGAUCGCUGAGCAUUCAAGGUCUGCAGAGGAUUUUUUAUUUGAAGGUGGAAGAUUUGGCCCCCGCCCCGCCGCUUCUGGAAGCCAUUUUCAGCUCUAGUUUACCAUUUUGAUUCCGCCGUCGGCCGAAUAUCGACACGUGUGGAGCAAACACAACCACGACUGUGUUGCAUUACUAUAAUCACAUGGACAUUAUUUUUUAUUUUUUAGUUAGCUAGUCAUCUAAUUCAAUUGGUCACCUGCUGCUUUUAGAUAUUAAUAUUAGGUAGAGGCUUUCCUUUGCAUCACUACACAUUUCCUGGUGAAAUGUGGGAUUUCUCACAGUUAUUAGACAUGGCAUCAAACCAUGACCUAACUUAAGUUUUUUUUUUUUCUUUUUUAUUGGAAAAUGUUAUUUAUACCCAUCAUUUUCAAGCCUUGACUGAAGGAACUUGUGUUCAUAAAUCGUUAAAUUAUUAUCUUUCAUAUCAAUCACUACCCGUAAAAGGACCUGUUGGAACACCUAUAUUGCAACCAAGUUGUGUUGUUGGUUCUACUUUGCAUUCACAGGAGAAGAAAAAGCCAAUUUUUCCACAUAUUUUCAAAAAUUUAUAAAGACAAUCAUUCACUCACCUUUUCCUACUGAACUGUUAUUUCUUAUCAUCUUUGUUCAUCAGCUUUCAUAUUUUUAAAAAUUUAUCUCUUUUUACAACAGACAUUUAUUCUUGUAAAUUUAGGAUUUCAUGAUCCAAGUAGACAAGCUCAGCUCGUGACAAUUUAUAACAUUAUUCUAACGUAUUUCAUGCGUUUAGAGUUAUGAUACCUGAACCACAUUUUUAUCACAUCCUUUGCCAAAUGAAUGUCUAGAUCAAAGUAUGAGUCUGAUGGCAAUAUCAUUCAAUUGCGCUCAACUCACGCUACCAACCAGGUCAAGACAUAUGAGUGACUGAUCUCUUCAUAUUCUAUACUACAUGUUACCUUCAAGCAUUUAAUUAUAUAUCAAUGUUACAUAGAUUAGAAUAUUAAAUAGUACUAUAUAAACCCCGACAUGUUACUUAAAACCUCCCUUUUUAAAUGUUCUAUUUCUAUCCAAAAAUUGGAGCAACUUAUAUUGAUACUCUCCUUCCCGCGCGAGUGGAAUUUAUACUUUUUAUACGAUUUAUACUCAAUGUCUUGAGAGGUGAUAUAACAUGUAUAACAUAACGAACACCAUCACAGUUUAACUGGUAGAUGAGUGAUCCAAGUCAGAUCCUUUAUUGGCUUUUUUCUUUGUUAACAUUUCAAUAUUAAUGCAAUAUUGCCAAUACAUAACUGACCCCACACAA
Daphnia pulex (common water flea) is the source of this 3798-nucleotide messenger RNA. Its product is annotated as nuclear receptor subfamily 4 group A member 2-like. Gene Ontology annotation, biological process: cellular response to corticotropin-releasing hormone stimulus; regulation of transcription by RNA polymerase II. Gene Ontology annotation, molecular function: zinc ion binding; nuclear receptor activity; nuclear glucocorticoid receptor binding. The record is from RefSeq and is a predicted model, not a curated record. The transcript is spliced from 8 exons. Lineage: Eukaryota; Metazoa; Arthropoda; Branchiopoda; Diplostraca; Daphniidae. The coding region runs from base 307 to 2607 and encodes 766 amino acids. Gene Ontology annotation, cellular component: nucleus; transcription regulator complex.